AUGUACAACGGUUCAAUUCUCGAGAAACACGAACCUCAAGUAGCAACAACAGGUUCUGGAAUACCGGUUAGAGACAAAACUGCCACUCUUACAGCAGGAUAUAGAGGACCCGUUCUUAUAGAAGACGGAGACCUGCUAGAAGACCUUUCUCAUUUCAAUCGCGAACGUAUUCCAGAAAGGGUGGUCCAUGCGAAAGGUUUUGGAGCAAAAGGUUUCUUCGAGGUAACAAAUGAUAUAACAAAAUACAGUGCCGCCAAGGUAUUUUCCUCAGUUGGAAAGAAAACUCCAGUUGCAGUUCGCUUUUCCAACGCAUUUCGGGAGAGAGGUAGUGCAGAUACAGAUAUCGACCCUAGAGGAUUUGCAAUCAAAUUAUAUACUGAAGAAGGCAUAUGGGAUUUAAUAGGAUUGAAUUUGCGCGUAUUUGUUUUGAAUGAUCCUAAGAUUCUAACUAGUUUUGUUCAUGCAGUCAAAAGAGACCCCGUUACUGACCUAGUUAAUUCGACCACACUGUGGGACAUGGUAACCCUAAGGCCGGAAUCUACACACGGUAUACUAUGGUUGUUUUCACCGGCUACCCUCCCUUGCACCAUGAGAGGUUUGAAUGCAUUCGCUGUUAACACUUUUAAAUUGGUAAACGCUUACGGAAAAUAUGUUUACUGUAAAUUUAAUAUUAUUGCGAAUCAAAAGGUUAAAAGUUUAACUCUUGAGCAAGCACAAAUGUUAAAAUCCUCUGAUCCGGAUUAUUACCAAAGAGAUAUGUUUGAUUCUAUAGCAAAGGGCAAUUUCCCUUCGUGGACCUUAAAAAUUCAAGUAAUGACCCAAUUAGAAGCUGAUUUAUCGCCAUUUGAUCCGCUUGAUGCUACAAAACUAUGGCCAGAAGAUAAAUAUCCAAUGAUCGAAGUGGGUAGAAUAGUUCUGAACGAGAACCCAGCAAAUCAUUUUGCAGAAGUAGAACAAAUAGGUUUCUCACCAGCAAAUUUGGUUCCUGGUAUUUUACCUUCCCUUGACAGGGUGUUACAGUCCAGGCUAUUUGCCUAUAUGGACACCCAAAGAUAUAGAAUAGGUAAUAAUUUCCAACAGCUUCCCAUUAAUCGACCGAUAAACCCAGUUCGAAAUUAUCAACGAGAUGGCCACAUGACAUUCGUAAACCAAGGAGGUGCUCCCAAUUAUUAUCCAAAUAGUUUCGGAGGACCAGAACCAUCAAGUCAAGCCAAGAAUCUAUCUGCUCCAUACUACGUGUCUGGAUAUGCUUACGAAUAUCAUGAAAGGAAUCCUGAUUACUUUUCGCAAGCAAGAGAAACAGACUUGACGAUGAAGGUCGAAAAUUUGUAA
Agrilus planipennis (emerald ash borer) is the source of this 1332-nucleotide messenger RNA. Its product is annotated as catalase-like. Gene Ontology annotation, cellular component: cytoplasm; mitochondrion; peroxisome. The record is from RefSeq and is a predicted model, not a curated record. Gene Ontology annotation, biological process: hydrogen peroxide catabolic process; response to hydrogen peroxide. Bases 1 to 1332 code for a protein of 443 amino acids. Lineage: Eukaryota; Metazoa; Arthropoda; Insecta; Coleoptera; Buprestidae. Gene Ontology annotation, molecular function: heme binding; catalase activity. The transcript has 2 exons.